Molecule: messenger RNA, 3422 nt
Organism: Coregonus clupeaformis (lake whitefish)
Lineage: Eukaryota; Metazoa; Chordata; Actinopteri; Salmoniformes; Salmonidae
Gene: cep55l
Product: centrosomal protein 55 like
Exons: 9
Coding region: 235-1605 (456 amino acids)
Biological process (GO): mitotic cytokinesis; regulation of phosphatidylinositol 3-kinase/protein kinase B signal transduction
Source: RefSeq, a predicted model, not a curated record
CCAUACAUGUUUUAUUAACAGUAGAAAAUAGUUUGGGUGGAACGAACAAACGCUUAGCUAGCUAAAUAAGGACGGAUUGCUGGCUAGCUGUGUUGUUAGCCAGACAGGCACCUACUGUACAGUAUUUAACGUAGCUAACGUUACUAGCUAACUAGCAUUCGCCACAAACUCGAAGAAACAUAUAUAGCCAACAAUCUAGCAGAUUAUCUGUAUCUUUUUGGUAACACGCCAGACAUGGCAUCAAAAAGCACCAAGGAGACCAUUGUCAACAAGUUAGGCUUUAAAUCCAGUGUCUCAAAGCAAGCAGAAGUGGAAAUGGACAGACUCAGGAAGGAGAAUGCUCAACUGAAGAAGCAGAUGGAUGAAAUAUCUAAACGAACGGCGAGGCCACCAGACUCAGACAAGAGCAAACUGCUAGAGAGGAUUCUGUCUCUGGAGACGUUGAGGGAGAGGAACACUCAGCAGCUGCUGGCUAAGGACAAGGAGCUGGAGACUCUGAGACAACAGCUGAGUUCCAGUGGGGGAGAGGUGGUGGCAUCGCUCCAGUCUCAGCUGAACCAGGGGAGGAGAGAGGCCGAGCACAGAGAGAAACUCUUCCAGUCCCUCUCGGAGGAGACCGGGAACCUGAAGAACAAGUUGGUGGCGGUGUCUGCAAGGUGUCAGGCGCUGGAGGAACAGGAUCCUGAUUUCCAGAAUGGCCAGGUCCCCUCUGGUGAGGUUGCAAUAGUUCAGGAUCACCUGAGAGAUGCUUUGGAGAAGAACCAACAGUGGAUGGUUUAUGACCAGCAGCGAGAGGCCUAUGUCAAGGCAGUCCUGGCCAGAACUCUUGAGUUGGAGCAGCAACUAAAUCAAGCCAACCAAGCACUCCAACAACAACACAAAGAAGGCAAUUCAGCCGCACCGGAGAAGUCUUCCUCCCAGCUGCAGGAGUACUACGACAAGCUUCUGCUGCAAGCCAAGCGGGAUGUGGAGGCCCACAAGGAGGCGGCGGCGCGGGCCCAGGGGAGGUACGAGGAGCGCUGCAGGGAGGUGGCCGAGGCCCGGGAACAGCUCCAGGCCGAGCGCCUCAGCAGCAGACACACAGUUAGCGAGGAGAGGAAGUGCUCGGCCGACCGCACCGACAGGAUGCGGUCCGAGCUGGACAGCAUGGACGCCAGGCUGGAGGAGGAGAGGAAGAGGUGUGCUGAGCUGCUGCUGCAGGUGAAUCUACUCCAGAAAUCUCUGUUAAACCAAAACGAGGAACAGAAGAGAGUUGGCAUACUGGAGCAGCAGAUCCAGCUGUCUGCCAAAGAAUUUGAGAACGAGAAACUUGAUCGGCAGAGUUUACAGCAUCAGUUGCACAAUGUCCUGAAAGAGCUGCGCAAGGCUCGGGACCAAAUCACAAGACUGGAAUCCAGCCAUCAACAGAGAGGGUCUCGUUUCUCUGAGCCAAGUUCUUACAACAAGCUGGAGUUUGAUAGGCUGUCCAUUGAGGAUCCCAUCCCCACCUCGCCCUCCAAAAACCUCCUGGACGAGAGUUUCCUGGAGUGUCCAAAGUGCAGAGCCCCAUACACCACCAGUCAACACAGAGAACUGCUGGCCCACCUUGACUACUGUUUCGCUUGAACAGCCAAUAGGGAUUUAACAAGGGAGUACAUCUGGCCAGUCUCGGUCUUGCUUUUGUCUUUAAGAUAUUGUUUUUAUAUAAUCUUAGAAGAGGAAGUCAAUUUGGUUUGUGUUUAUGCUCAUUUUUUACAUGACAAAAUGUUUCUUUCUUGCCUUGUUUUAAAAGAAAUCAGUGACCUAUUUUUGAUUGACAAGAAUAAACUAUUUAGAUUUUUUUAUCUUUUUUGUGUGAUUUAAAAUCUUUUGUGGAUAGUUUUGAUAUAGAACUUACGUAAGACAAUAUUAUUUAUGGGUUUUUUUUCUGCUUUUUCUUUUUAGGUUUCUAUUUGUUUUGAACAAAUUGGGCUACCUAAAUCUGAUUAGAACAUGAAACAAGUGUUCACCACAUAGUUUCUUUAUUUUUUCAGUUCUACCUUGUCUCUCUAUAAGCAUUGUUUGCAUUCAUGAGGUGUAUUCCAUCAGUGUUAAAGGCCCAGUGCAGUCAAUUCAGUUUUUCAUGUGUUUUGAAUCAUGUUGGUACAACAGCUGAGGAAACUAACACUGUAAAAGUAUGAAAAAAUGUGACCAGUGGAUUGAUCCCCAAGCCACAAUCCUAACUGUGUUUAAUGCACCGCUUUAGUGUCCUCGACUCAGACCACUCGGACAUUCCUAUAAAAAUUCUGGCUUGAGAAUAGUUAUAUUUUUGACAAUUUUAAUGGACAACUAUCACAGUAAGUUACUUUUUACCCAGAAAUGACUUGAUAUUGAAAUAAUAAUAAAAAGGCUGCACUGGGCAAUGGUAAAUGUAUGAGUAAGGCCCACUUCCGCAUCAGUUCUUACUUUGCAAACCAGUUCGAAAGAGAUUGCAUUAGUAAGUCCUUGCAUUAAACUAUUUAAGGCCAAGGAUUAGCAAGGCUUCUCUUGGGUAGGGGAAAAAGAGGUUACGGUGUCUGUUCAAGGAAUGUUACAACAAGGACUUAGCUGUGAGGUUACGACUGCAGAAUACUCAUAUGGUUGGUUCCAAGCAGUGUGUUAUGAAUAAUUCUAAGUUUGAGGCCUUUUUUUGGGGGGGGGGGGGGUUAGGGUUAGUGAAGCAUAAAUAAUUGACCUUUUCCAGAUAAUUGGGUGUCUUUGUUUUUCAUUUGAUUCUAUUUUUGUUUUGCCCUGUAUCCGAAAGCUGUCUUUGCACUUUGUUAUACACUGUACAAAAAUGUGCAAUAAAGAUGAUAGCCAUUGUACUAUCAACACAAUCUUUGAGUAAUUGUUGUCUGUUUGUCACAGUUGAAUGGAAGCCAUGUGGGACAAUGCAGUUGUAUGGAUGGCAAACACACCUGAUGACAUUUGAAGCACAAAGUAUAACUGAAACCAUUGAUGCCAAUAAUACAAAAUAAACACUAGACUAGUACCAUGUGUUUUUAUUUUAAAAAGUCGUUCCAGACUACAUUUACGUUUUAGCAGACGCUCUUAUCCAGAGCGACUUACAGUUAGUGAGUGCAUACAUUUUCAUACUGGCCCCCCAUGGGAAUCGAACCCACAACCCUGGCAUUGCAAACGCGAUGCUCUACUUACUGAGCUACAUGGGAUUACAUCAUACACGGGACUACAUCAUACAAUGUCAAUAAGUAAAGUAUGCUAUAUCCUUCCUUAUACAUUCAGAUACAUAUCAUUUGCUUUGGUUGAUUGGUGGCUUUGGUAACGGCGAAGUUCCCCAACUGCUGGAAGAGGCUGGCCAGUGACAGUGUUUUUUUUGGUUUAUAUUUACAGUUUAUUGAUAUGUGGAAUUCUACGUUCACGAUAUCCCUCUGACAAGUUCCAGAUCAGCUGCUUUCACAGAAACC